CUGAAAAGUUCUCAGUUGCGGACAUCCAUUUAAAUUGUCUCUGUAUGGUGAUGGAAAUUUGCAUAUUUCAUGAGAGCAAAAGAGGAUGCAUAUCAUUCCAGUGGUCACUUUAUGCACUUCCUUCGGUGGUCAAUGACUUCAGUCAUGGGCUGUGCAAUUUGUCAGGCCGAUCUGUCCGGGAAUAUUUGGUUGCUGACCAAAUACCGCCUCCACUAUGUACUAUCAUAAAAUGCCACCGAAUGGUCACUUUAUCAUCCUGGGAGAUGGCCCUUCGCAGUGCAACAACUGCUCCCCGAAUGAAUGGUACAGGCUUGCUGUUUCAGUAAUAUGGUACCCGGUAACGGCAUAUUCCAGAACAGUUGUCACCCCAAUGAGUAUCAAUCACUGCUGGAAGAAUGAUUGA
This is a messenger RNA of Loa loa (African eye worm), 403 nucleotides long. RefSeq lists its product as hypothetical. The record is from RefSeq and is a predicted model, not a curated record. The coding region runs from base 45 to 326 and encodes 93 amino acids. NCBI's taxonomy places the organism in Eukaryota, Metazoa, Nematoda, Chromadorea, Rhabditida, Onchocercidae. The transcript is spliced from 3 exons.